This is a messenger RNA of Histoplasma mississippiense, 1257 nucleotides long. RefSeq lists its product with no specific name. Gene Ontology annotation, cellular component: cytosol. The record is from RefSeq and is a predicted model, not a curated record. Bases 1 to 1257 code for a protein of 418 amino acids. Gene Ontology annotation, molecular function: L-allo-threonine aldolase activity. Gene Ontology annotation, biological process: L-threonine catabolic process; glycine biosynthetic process. NCBI's taxonomy places the organism in Eukaryota, Fungi, Ascomycota, Eurotiomycetes, Onygenales, Ajellomycetaceae. The transcript is spliced from 4 exons.
AUGCACCCGCAAACAAUAAUACCAGAAGCAGCCCGGAACACUCGCGCUGCCACUCAUGAUUUCCGAAGUGAUACUGUCACUCUCCCGAGCAGCUGCAUGCUCUCAUCAACGAUUACCGAAGCUCCGGGUUACGGGGACGAUGUCUUCUCCCAAGACAAACCAACUAAUGCCCUGGAGACUUAUGUCGGGGAGUUGACGGGUAUGGGAAAUGCCCUUUUCGUCUCAUCAGGCACGAUGGGCAAUCAAUUGGCCCUGCGCUCGCUUUUACAGCAGCCGCCCCACUCCGUCAUCUGUGGCCGGCAUAGUCACAUCUUCGUGCACGAAUGCGGAAUGGCCUCUAUGUUUUCACAGGCACAUCUCAUCCCCGUGCUAAGCAGCCCGCACAAGAAUAAUGCCAAUGGCAAUCAACAAUCAUACCUGCCUCUAGAAUCUAUCAUCCCGAACAUAGUCCCCGACGACGGCAACGUGCACGCUGCCCCGACGCGCAUUAUCGCGCUGGAAAACACAUACAAUGGGAAAAUUACCCCUGUCUCUGAAGUAAGGCGCAUAGCAGAAUAUGCCCACCAGCACGGUCUGAAGGUGCACAUGGACGGCGCCCGGCUCUGGAACGCGUGCUAUCCGCCUUCAAGCGACGGCUUGUCCCCGGCAGAGGCGGCGGAAAUCGCCAAAUCCCUGCUCCGGGAAUACUGCUCACAUGUCGAUACGGUUAGUCUGUGUUUCUCAAAAUCCUUGGGUGCGCCUAACGGCUCCAUCCUGGCCGCCAAAUCGCCAGAGGUGAUUGCACGCGCUCGCCAUUUUCGCAAGGCGCUAGGUGGCGCGAUGCGUCAAGUUGGGAUCAUUUCGGCACCCGCACGCGUCGCUAUUGACGAGGUGUUUCUUGCUGGCGAGCCUCUGAUGCGAGCCAAUGCGAUAGCGAGUGAAUUGCAGGAAGAGUGGAUUGCGCUGGGAGGUGCAGUAAUGCCUGGCCUUGGUCAGGAGACGAAUAUGGUUUGGUUAGAUUUGGGUAGAGCUGGGGUUUCAGGGACGGAAUUUGAGAGAAUCGCGAAGGAAGAAGGAGUACUAGUUUUCGCACGGAGGAUUGUUACUCAUUAUCAAAUAAGUGAUGAUGGAAUCAUUGCUAUGAAACGGGUACUCAAGCGGACUAUGGAAUUGAGCAAGAAGAAAAGUAGUGAAGAUGCACACCCGCUCACGACGGAGCAGCAGACUGCUGGGAUGUUCCGCUUGACCGGCACUCCAAUGCAAAGUAGUUACAAGUAA